Molecule: messenger RNA, 1343 nt
Organism: Nymphaea colorata (pocket water lily)
Lineage: Eukaryota; Viridiplantae; Streptophyta; Magnoliopsida; Nymphaeales; Nymphaeaceae
Product: grpE protein homolog 2, mitochondrial-like
Exons: 5
Coding region: 124-1134 (336 amino acids)
Biological process (GO): protein folding; protein import into mitochondrial matrix
Cellular component (GO): PAM complex, Tim23 associated import motor
Molecular function (GO): adenyl-nucleotide exchange factor activity; protein-folding chaperone binding; protein homodimerization activity
Source: RefSeq, a predicted model, not a curated record
CGUGCGGUGUGCGGCGGUUCGCUUCGAACUUUUCCCGCAAGAAAAGCGCCUCCUGGCUGCUGUGCCCUAAAAGAACGUCCUUGCUUCUUCCCUCUCUGCGCUUUCUCUCUCUAGUCACUGGACAUGGUGAACAUGGCGCUGCGCGUGGCGAUCAGAAAUGGGUUUGGUCGGUUGCGGGGCGUCCUUGCUCCUAGCUCUCUCCAGAGCCGUCAUCUCCUCCACCACUCUACUUCGGCGGCGGCCCGACUUCCACCUUUUUCUCCUUUGCGGAUAACACCAGUUAUGCAUUAUUCAGUUUUUGGGAACAUGCUUCAGAGAUUUGGUAUUUCUUCUUCUGCAUCACCUCAAGCUACUGAGAAACAUAACAAUCAUUCUUCAGUGGAUCAAAAUCCCAUCAAGGGCAAUGACGUCACCUCUCAAUCCAGCACCGGAGUUGCUAAUGCAGAAGGUGGGGAGGUUGACGUUACAGAGACUACAGAAAAGACAGGUUCAGAAUCGGAAACUGACUCUUCCAAGUCUAGGAAGAGGAGAAGAAGUACUAAACGGAUUGCGUUUUCUGAUUCAGAUGCUGAGAGCGAUCUUUCUGUUGAUGACCUUGUGAAAUUAGUAGCUGAGAAGGAAGAACUGGUAAACUCUAAACAGAAGGAGAUUGAACAGUUAAAGGAUAAAGUUCUUCGCAGCUAUGCAGAAAUGGAGAAUGUCAUUGAUAGAACAAAGCGUGAAGCAGAGAAUUCAAAAAAAUUUGCAAUUCAGAACUUUGCCAAGAGCUUGUUAGAUGUUGCUGAUAAUCUAGGGCGUGCUUCAUCUGUUGUCAAAGACAGCUUUCAAAAGAUAGAUCCUACAAAGGAUUCCUCUGGGGCAGUUCCACUUUUAAAAACGCUUUUGGAGGGUGUUGAGAUGACAGAUAAACAGCUUAUUGAGGUGCUCAGAAAAUUUGGAGUCGAGAAGUUUGAACCUAUAGAUGAAUCUUUCGAUCCAAAUAGACAUAAUGCUGUUUUUCAAGUGCCCGAUGCUUCAAAGCCACCCGGUACCGUUGCUGUUGUCUUGAAGUCAGGAUACACAUUGUAUGACCGGAUUAUUCGCCCGGCUGAAGUUGGUGUCACGGCAGCUGCUCCUGGCAAUGAAGCGGAAUAGAACUCUGGAGCAUAAAAGCUACUGGCGUCAAGAAUUGAACAUAUUUUUAUACAUAGGUUAGUUGCCAGGGAAUUUGUAAAAUUCGAACGUUUGGCCUACUAUUGGUCUUGUAACUUAAAACUGCCGUUCUGUUGCUGGGAGGGGAAUUUUGAGUUGAGGCCCUAGAUAUACCAUGUCUUUUGAGGUUAUUUGAUUCCAUUUUAACAUAA